Anolis sagrei ordinatus is the source of this 1185-nucleotide messenger RNA. NCBI's taxonomy places the organism in Eukaryota, Metazoa, Chordata, Lepidosauria, Squamata, Anolidae. The record is from RefSeq and is a predicted model, not a curated record.
AUGGCUCAUGUCAACCCCAUGCCUAAAUUCUACAAAUCGGUUAUGGAUGAUGUGAUCGAAGGAGUCCGGGAUGUCUUCAUGGAAGAAGGGGUCGACGAACAGGUCCUGAAAGAGCUGCAGCGGCGCUGGGAAAGUAAACUGAUGCAGUCGAAAGCGAUGGAAGGCUUCUUCCGGCACAGCAGGCACGUUGUGCCCCAGUUCACCUUGCACCUGCCCCACAAUUUCCACCAGACGCCAACAGGUGUUGCGGCUGUUCGAGGGAUUCGGCAGUUUGCUACUUCGGCGGCAGCGACAACAGGGGCAGGAGCAGCUGUGGAGCCUGCAGCAGAGCGAGGCUCUUCCAGGACCAGCAGUGCAUUUCUUACUUUGCCUUCAGGCCUUGCCUAUCCUAUUCAGAUACCUGCUGGGGUGACUCUUCAAACUGCUUCUGGGAAUCGAACCCUACUUUCCACAGUCAUAGUCCAGUGCUCAAACCACUGCAUCGUGUUGACUGUCUCAUAUUUACCCACAUUUAUUCCUUCCUUCCAGCUAAAUCCGAGUGUCCAGAUGGACCCUGAUAUGCAGGCCCCAAAGGAUAUAGCCACCGACCUUAAAACCAUCAUUCAGUUAGACGGGACGGGUGAUGCUUGCCCAAGGGCAGAAGUAGAAAGCCCACCUGUUGGGGGGGAGGAUGAGGAGCUUGUUGGCAUCAUUGAUGCCGACGAUCUCAAAGUCCUGGAUGAAGAAGAGGAUGAAAAUAGCACUUCAGACAAUCAGUCUCUCAGCAGCGCCAGUGACGCCGAUGACCCCUCGGUUGACAUCACUGAGGAGGACCCUUUAAAUUCCGGUGAUGAUGUGAGUGAGCAGGAAACUCCAGAUGUCUUUGACACCGAUAAUAUAAUUGUGUGUCAAUACGAUAAGGUUCAGCGAAGCAAGAACAGAUGGAAGUUCUAUCUGAAAGACGGCGUGAUGUGCUUUGAGGGAAAGGACUAUGUUUUUUCCAAAGCUGUCGGUGAUGCGGAAUGGUGAGGCAUCCGAAAAUACUGCAGUGCCGCUAUUAUUAUUGUUAUUAUUUAACUAAUUAAAGGAUGUGCUGUAACAUUCAUUGGGUAAAUGGCCACAUUGAAAAUCUUUUGUUCUGAAACACUGGCUGUGAAAAGAAACUUCGUGUGCAAUGCCUGUGACUAUAUAAAAGAAAUAAAUAUA